Molecule: messenger RNA, 1183 nt
Organism: Amphimedon queenslandica
Lineage: Eukaryota; Metazoa; Porifera; Demospongiae; Haplosclerida; Niphatidae
Product: rhodopsin, GQ-coupled-like
Exons: 1
Coding region: 208-936 (242 amino acids)
Biological process (GO): G protein-coupled receptor signaling pathway
Cellular component (GO): membrane
Molecular function (GO): G protein-coupled receptor activity
Source: RefSeq, a predicted model, not a curated record
AUGCAUGAGUUGUGUUAUAGUUGAUACACAUUUCAGUAUUCAGUUUAUCAUAGCAGUAAAGAAUCUCUACACAAGAUACCUAUCACACUAUGGUUAGCACAUUACAAAUAGACUAAAUAUGUAGACAGUGGCUUUUUAACUGGGGCUAGCUAUUGUUAACAAAAUCAUUUAAAUAACUGACUUUAGUAACUGCCCUAUAUCUUUAAAAUGGAUUUCCAUACUGAUGGUAACGAUUAUUUUCCCGACGACUUCAAUGGGCCAUUGAUAGCAGCUGCACUUACUGUUGAAUUCAUAGGAGCAUUGGUUGCUAAUGGUAUUGUCCUCAUUGCUACUCUUAUUCAAUAUAAAUCCUUCAAGGUUCCAUCUACAAUGCUCUUUACUUCACUAAUUAUUAUACACCUUAUAAUAUCUGUCCUGUUUGUUCUGCUUUGGAUCAUAUCAGCAGCAAGUGAAGAAUGGAUCUAUGGAACAACAAUAGAACAAAAAAUAGCAGCUUGUACAUUUCAUGGUUGUGUCCUCAACUAUGGAAUAUGGAUUAUUUUUGGUACAAUAACUGCUAUAUCUGUUGAUCGCUGUAUCUUUAUUGUCAAACCUAACUUUUAUAAAAAAUUUAUGAAACCAAAGGUUACUCUGACCUUAAUUGCUUUGAUUUGGGUAGUAGCUCUAAUUCUUGAUACUGCGUCACUUUAUGGUUUUGGAGAGGUUGCAUAUGGAGAAUAUGGAGCCUGUGUACCACGAUUUGAAGGUGAAAUCAUUUAUGUUGUCAUCACGAUAACACUUGUCAUCAUGAAAAUAUGUAUCAUCAUUGUCACCUCAAUUUGGACCUAUUGCUUCACUCGUAAGUUCAUUCAAGAACACUCUCAACUAGCAGAUGACGUCUACGUGUCUAGAAACAGAAGAUUGAUUGGUAUAUUUUGUGCCAUGCUCAUUGGAUAGAUAAUCUGCUUCCUUCCUCCUGUGGUUGUUACUUUUUUGAGUCAAAUUUUUGAUUUAAUAUGGAAACAUUAUAUAGCUGGACUUAUCCUUUUCUUAAUGGUGAAUAUUGCCAACCCAGUUAUCCAGUCAUACUUUAGGCCUGAUAUAAAGGAGGUACUAGUUAAAUUUUAUCGUAAAAUUCAAAAACAGAGUUCAUCCAAUAAUGCAGUUGUACCCAUGCAAGUUUUGCCAAUUUCUAGGAAUACAG